Molecule: messenger RNA, 1723 nt
Organism: Onychomys torridus (southern grasshopper mouse)
Lineage: Eukaryota; Metazoa; Chordata; Mammalia; Rodentia; Cricetidae
Gene: Anapc10
Product: anaphase promoting complex subunit 10
Exons: 5
Coding region: 179-736 (185 amino acids)
Biological process (GO): anaphase-promoting complex-dependent catabolic process; protein K11-linked ubiquitination
Cellular component (GO): anaphase-promoting complex
Source: RefSeq, a predicted model, not a curated record
UGUGCUGCGACUCAAAUUAACUGAGGGAGCCCAGAAUCACCGAGCCGCAGUGCGAGUGGUGCGGACCUGCAACAAGCCCGGAGAAACGGGACUGUGGCGGGCCAGGUCUGUAAGAGAACCGUCCUCUGCGGGCGCAGAGGAGUCCUCCCCCCUGUUCUCGGUGGCGAAUAAUUUAAAAAUGACCACACCGAACAAGACACCUCCUGGUGCUGAUCCUAAGCAAUUGGAAAGGACCGCGACAGUGAGGGAAAUUGGGUCCCAAGCUGUUUGGUCACUCUCAUCGUGCAAACCAGGGUUUGGAGUGGAUCAAUUACGGGAUGACAAUCUAGAAACUUACUGGCAAUCUGAUGGCUCUCAGCCUCAUUUAGUGAACAUCCAAUUCAGAAGGAAAACCACAGUGAAGACAUUGUGUAUCUACGCAGACUAUAAAUCCGAUGAAAGCUACACUCCAAGCAAAAUCUCAGUCAGAGUAGGAAAUAAUUUCCAUAACCUUCAAGAAAUUCGGCAACUUGAAUUGGUGGAACCAAGUGGCUGGAUUCAUGUUCCUUUAACUGACAAUCAUAAGAAGCCAACCCGCACAUUCAUGAUACAGAUUGCUGUUCUAGCCAAUCACCAAAAUGGAAGAGAUACCCACAUGAGACAGAUUAAAAUAUACACACCAGUGGAAGAGAGCUCCAUUGGGAAAUUCCCUAGAUGUACAACCAUUGAUUUUAUGAUGUAUCGUUCUAUACGGUGACUUAAAAAUGGGACGGAAGUGAAAUAGACAUUUGUUUUAUCCUGUCAUUGAAUUAUCAGGUGUCUUUAGUGGAAAAGCACGUUAUUGUACAAGUUUAUAUACAUUUUAAACAUUUUAAUUUAGAUAAAUAACUUUUGAGUGAUACCUGUUUUCCUUAUACAAUAAAGCUUAUAUAUUUUAUAUUGUUAAAAAUGAAUUUGAAGCCAAUCUUUACAUGUUUCUUUAUAUUAAAACAAAACUAGUUAAACUGAAAAUUUCAAGAUGUAUGUAAUUUUUUUACUAGCAUGGUGAUUAUUUCAUAUAAUGGUUGGUGGGUAUUUGGGAACAAAAUUCUGUUUUUUUAGUGUACCUAUAAUUUUUAAUAGCCUAAGAUUAAUUUUUUUGUAGAGGAAAUUUAUUUUUUAUAUGUGUGAUCCUUUUUAAACAUAAUAUCAAAAUAAACUGGCACUAGAUGUCUGUUAUGAACCAGUCUGUUUAGGUCUUAAUCUAGCAUUCUGAGCAUAAGGAUUUUUGUGAGUUCCAGUAAAGCUUGACCUAUACAGUGAGACCCUGUCUUAAAGAGACUGGGGGCUUUAGUAGGGGAGAAGCCAGUCUUAUUUAGAGAAUAUAAUUGUCUUACCUUCUCUCUUCCAUGAAAUAUUAUAACCCCAGGGUUGUCUAUAUUCUGACAAUAUUGUGUUAGAAAUUGCCAUUUAAUUUGCAGUUUAUCUCAGUCCAUGUAAUACUUACAUGAGGAACUUCAGUUUGUGUCUGACAUUGUAACAUUUUCCACAGAUAAUAUUUCCUAUGAGAAUUUAAAAAGAAAUGGCUUUUUAUUUUUUCUGUAGAACAUGGUUGAAACAAUGAAUAUUGACUGGUUCAUAAUAUGUUGUGUCCUAUAUCUGAUUGGGAUGGAGUCAUUAAUCCCAGGACUGCCCCUAGAUUCACUUUUGUUUUAGAAAGGUUGUUCAUCUAGGUUGUUUCCAGGCUCUGGCUAUUACAAACAAU